This is a messenger RNA of Dendronephthya gigantea, 2191 nucleotides long. RefSeq names its product DUF21 domain-containing protein At4g33700-like. NCBI's taxonomy places the organism in Eukaryota, Metazoa, Cnidaria, Anthozoa, Malacalcyonacea, Nephtheidae. Gene Ontology annotation, biological process: magnesium ion homeostasis. The record is from RefSeq and is a predicted model, not a curated record. Gene Ontology annotation, cellular component: intracellular membrane-bounded organelle. The transcript has 10 exons. Bases 124 to 1485 code for a protein of 453 amino acids.
AAGCCAUUUGGAACCAUCUGUGGAGCUGCCCUAAUUUCCUUCAAAAGAGUCAAAUAUUGGAGAAAACAGCACUACAUUUUAUUCAUUUUUCAUACACAGGCAUAACCUGCACCUCCGUAACAAAUGUCAAAUAUCACUAGCUGCUUUCUUAAUGUCACGAAUGAAGCUCUGUGCAAAGGCAAUGUAUACUGUCUUUUGCACAAGGACGAAGUCCACUGUAACAACGAAGUGUUUGAAAUUCCUGAAUCGCCGUUAGAUCACCACGAUGUUAUGUUUUGGGUCUAUUUGGGAGUUUACAUCGGGCUUGUCUUAUUUGCUGGCCUGAUGUCAGGACUUACAAUGGGCUUGCUAUCUCUGGAUAUCCUUAGUUUGAAGGUUUUAGCUCGAGGUGGAAAGCCUGAUGAACAGAAACAUGCUGCAAAGAUUAUUCCAUUGGUUUCGAGACAUCAUUUGCUCCUGGUGACAUUGUUGCUUGCGAAUGCUGUAGCAGUCGAGAGCAUGCCUUUGUGUCUGGAUAGAAUAUCCAACCCUAUUGUUGCCGUGGUAGUGUCCGUCACAGCCGUGCUGCUGUUUGGAGAGGUGCUGCCUCAAGCUCUGUGUACCAGAUAUGGGCUGGCGAUUGGUGCAUUUUUUUCUCCAUUUGUGAAGCUCCUCAUGUUGAUAAUGUUUAUCAUCGCAUGGCCGCUUGCAAAACUCCUCGACUGGUUGUUGGGUGUUGAGCAUUCAACAUUUUUCAGAAGAGCAGAGUUGAAAGAACUUGUGGCAAUGCAUUUGGAACAAAGUUUAGAAAAUGAAGAGCCUUUAACUGGGGAUGAAGUUCUCAUCAUAAAGGGUACAUUGGACAUGAGAAACAAGACAGUUGCUGAUGCAUACACCCCACUUAUUCGGGUCUUCAUGUUUGAUAUCAAUGAGAAAAUGACUCAAGAAAACAUGAACAAGGUAGUAGAAAAAGGCCACUCUCGAAUUCCAGUCUAUGAUACGACCCGGGAUAAUAUAGUUGGUCUUCUCAUGUCGAAAAGGUUGAUUCCAGUGAACCCAGAUGAUGCAAUACCAGUGAAAGAUCUUUGCAGAAGUAAACAGAAUCUGUUGACAGUUUAUAUGAAAGAUCCGCUGUUUAAUCUUCUCAAUAAGUUUCAAACCGGAAAAAGUCAUAUUGGUAUCGUUAAAGAUCAAAUCGAACUUGAUAAUGGAUCUUUUAUUGAGAAAACCUUUGGCAUCAUAACCUUGGAAGAUAUCAUUGAAGAAUUGAUUCAGGAGGAUAUAUACGACGAAUCUGAUCUCACCAGACUUCAAAAGAAAGUUCAAACUCGUAUCAAUAAAAUGUUUAAAGGAAAGAAACCAAGCCUUUCACGUCAGAAGAGCCACGAUCCUACAAGACGAAGCGUGCGAUCAGUGAGCGAAUCUCCUGCAGCUUAUGAGGACACAGACGAGAACAGACCACUGCUUAGUCGCGGAUUCAGCGCAGAUCCGAAUAGCGUUCCUUGAUGUCUCGUGAGCGUUUUAUAGGGGCUUUCCAGUAACCCAUCUUGACUGGUCAGAUCAAGCCCAUACGAAAAAACACGAUAUAAACUGAAUCUUGAACAUAGGUUAUAUGUGGUUAUAUGAACAAGCGUUUCAUAAGCAAAUCCUUUUUUAAAUCUGAGUCGGAACCUUCCCGAAUAUGGUGUCAGAAUUCUGGUCUGACCAGUCAGAGACCGGUUUUUCGAAGGCUAUUAAGCUCUGAUAAUGGAUGAGUCAAAAUUAUCAUGCUUCCGAGCAACCGGUCUUGUAUGGAAAGUUCCCUAUGCGAUCUGGCUACAAUCCACAGCAUAGCAUUCACAACGCCGUCAUAUACACAUUUCAUCGUACGCCUAAUUAUUUUAAGUAAUGUUAUGAAUAUACCUCUCUAACUGUAGAGUUGGUACUGACAUUAUUAAGACUUUCUAAUCGAAAUUUUUCAAUGAUAAAUCGUAUUCGAUCGUAAUGCAUGCAGUAUACUGAUCUGAAAACGAGAAGAACCAACUCGUGAAAGAGAGGAGCCAUUGGCAUUGGUUUUAAGAGAUUUUACAAGUGGAUUUAGCUUAUUCAAUAAGAUUCUCUAUCUAGUUCUCGAUUUCAGAUCAGUAGCUAAUAAGCCCAAUACUGAUUACGCUAAUGUAGUUAGAUAGCAAAUUAAUUAAACUCGUCAAUAUUGAUUGGACAGACCCAGUUG